AUGCAUCCAUUCCAGUUCACAUCAAUACUAUCAGCCAAAGGAACUAUAGUAGAGAGCGGUCGACGAUUGGUGCCAACGCAGCUAGGAAUAUCUCUUGUUCAUGGCUAUUGGCGAGUGGACAGAGAACUUGUUCUGCCAACAAUGAGGGCGGAAGUUGAAACUCAACUUAACCUCAUCGCUCAAGGAAAAGCUAACUAUCAAGCG
Cooperia oncophora is the source of this 204-nucleotide messenger RNA. The record is from the annotation of a GenBank genome assembly. NCBI's taxonomy places the organism in Eukaryota, Metazoa, Nematoda, Chromadorea, Rhabditida, Trichostrongylidae.